This is a messenger RNA of Onthophagus taurus, 2207 nucleotides long. RefSeq names its product Na[+]-dependent inorganic phosphate cotransporter type III (gene NaPi-III). Gene Ontology annotation, cellular component: membrane. Gene Ontology annotation, molecular function: phosphate transmembrane transporter activity. Gene Ontology annotation, biological process: phosphate ion transmembrane transport. The record is from RefSeq and is a predicted model, not a curated record. Lineage: Eukaryota; Metazoa; Arthropoda; Insecta; Coleoptera; Scarabaeidae.
AAGUUAGUUCGACUCGGUUUUUAGUAGUCGAGGUCUACCACGUGCUUUCCCCCAUCGAAAUCCGUACCGAAUCGAUCGGAGUAUCCGCAGUUUACGUGUUACCCGGCGUCUGAGUUUUUAACCAACAGUUCACGCUGCGAAAGUAUUCGUAGUAAACACGAACGCAGUUAUAUCAUAAAAAAUUAACUAUUUAUCAUCAAAUAUGAGUGUGUUAAACUUAUUGUUCAAUGGAACACCAUCCAGUAUGAUGAACCACAGGGGUCAAUAGCAAAAAAUUCAAAUAAGAUUCGUUACCAUACCUAUCCUUUUUUUAAAAUAAUUUCAUAAAUACAAAAUAAAUCAAUUUUUUGAGAUCAAAAACGAAAAAAUAAUGGAACCAUAUUCAACUGCACUCUAUUGGAUUGUUAUUGUGGGCUUCAUUAUUGCCUUCGCCCUUGCUUUUGGUAUUGGGGCCAAUGACGUCGCUAAUUCAUUUGGAACAAGCGUUGGCUCAAAAGUGCUCACCCUCAUGCAGGCAUGUGUUUUGGCCACUAUAUUCGAAAUUGCUGGAUCUGUACUUAUUGGUUACAAAGUAUCGGAUACAAUGCGAAAAGGUAUCUUAGACAUAACAAUGUACAAAGACGAAGAAGUCCUGUUAAUGUUAGGCUGUUUAAGCGCGUUGGCUUCAAGCGCAGUUUGGCUUUUGGUUGCAACAUUUUUCAAGUUACCAAUUUCUGGAACACACAGCAUAGUUGGGUCAUCAAUAGGUUUUAGUUUAGUUGCAAAAGGAACUAAAGGCUUACAUUGGAAUACUUUAUUUACAAUAAUUGGAUCUUGGUUUAUCUCACCUGUACUUAGCGGAAUUACCUCAUUACUUGUAUAUUGGAUAAUAAAAAAAUUAAUUUUAUCAAAAAAAGAUUCUUUUGAGGCCGGCCUCUUAGCUUUACCAAUUUUCUACGGAUUAACUAUAAUUAUAAACGUAUUUUCGAUUAUCCAUGAUGGACCCAAAUUACUUUACAUGGAUAAUAUACCAAUGUGGAUCGCAAUUGUUGCAAGUUUAUGUAUCGGAAUUAUUACAAUAAUCGUCGUAAGGCUCUUUGUUGUCCCAUGGCAAAAGAAGAAAAUUAUGAGGGACAUUCAGCGAGAAAACGCCGUCAAUUUUAAUAUUGGAGAAUCAUGCGAUCCUACUCCAGAGGGAAGUCCAAAACGAUCAAAUCGUAAUUCUCAUAUAAGCGAUCGUCAAAUAACGGUAAUAACGGAAGCGAAUGAAAUGCUUCCCAUGGACAAAAGCACAAAAAAAUACGUGUUCCCGUUUAGUAAUUCCGAUAAAAACGGUUAUACCCCUGCUAAUGGUAAUAAUCAAAUCGUCGAAAGUGUGAUGACACCAAAUUCAAGCGCAGUACCCCUCAUCGUUAGCCAAGUAAAGAAGAGUAAUGGAAACGGGGAUGUUGAAAUGCAAGAAAUUGGAGAACAAGAAACACCUCAAGUAUCGAAACUUUUUAGUUUCUUGCAAAUUUUGACAGCUAUAUUUGGGAGUUUUGCCCAUGGAGGAAAUGACGUCAGUAAUGCCAUUGGUCCAUUGAUUGCUGUUUGGUUAAUUUUUAAAGAAGGUUCUGUGGAACAAAAAUCUGAAACACCUUUUUACCUCUUAAUUUAUGGUGGAGUUGGAAUCUCCGUUGGUUUAUGGCUGUGGGGCCGCAGGGUCAUACAAACUAUUGGUGAAGAUCUCACUAAAAUUACACCUUCUACCGGUUUCACAAUAGAAAUUGGAGCAGCAUUUACAGUAUUAUUUGCAAGUAAAAUUGGAUUACCAAUCUCGACUACUCAUUGUAAAGUAGGUUCUGUAGUAUUCGUCGGAUAUUUUAGUUCUUCAAAGAAGGGCGUUGACUGGCACUUGUUUAGGAAUAUAAUUUAUGCCUGGGUAGUAACGGUGCCUGUUGCGGCUUUGCUCUCAGCUGGUUGCAUGUUUCUGUUACAAAAUGUUGUCAGCUAUUAAUUAUUUAAUUGUUUCCAAAACAAAAAUUAUUUAAAAAAUAAUAUAAGAAUUAAAGCCGUUACGUCAGGAUUAAUUAAUUCAAUAAAGUAUCUACUUUUUCGUACAUACACUGUUAUAGUUUUUACAAAAAAAAAAUACUACGGUACUUCUCACCUUGCCCAGGCAAAUAAAUAUACCCAAAAAACAAAAGGAAUCUGUGAUCUUUAAAAGAAUAAAUUUGCCGUUAAACCGG